AUGGCCGACGAAGGCUGCAUGGAAGACGUAGAUGAAACGACUGACCCGUCUAUGGAUUCUGCGAAUGUAGUGCCCGAAGGGAAUGAAGAAGGUAAUCGCGGGUAGUAAAAUGACAAUUCCAUUUGUUGAAUGUUAACAUUGAUUUUGAUAUUUAUUGCUGCAGUCGUAUUCAAGUUACAUGAGGAAAUUGAUAACCUUAAUUUGGUACUCGACCACUUGGAGCGCAAAAAUGGUGACAUUUAUUCAAGAAUUGAACAGUUACUUAAGUCUUUUCAACAGAUCAAGGACAUAAGCGAAGAACAGUAA
This is a messenger RNA of Cinara cedri, 306 nucleotides long. The record is from the annotation of a GenBank genome assembly. NCBI's taxonomy places the organism in Eukaryota, Metazoa, Arthropoda, Insecta, Hemiptera, Aphididae.